This is a messenger RNA of Galeopterus variegatus (Sunda flying lemur), 1015 nucleotides long. RefSeq names its product ring finger protein 39 (gene RNF39). The record is from RefSeq and is a predicted model, not a curated record. Lineage: Eukaryota; Metazoa; Chordata; Mammalia; Dermoptera; Cynocephalidae. The transcript has 4 exons. The coding region runs from base 1 to 729 and encodes 242 amino acids. Gene Ontology annotation, molecular function: protein binding.
AUGGAGUGGGAAGAAGAGGACAAUGGGGGUAGAGAUAUGAGGAAGACAUGGAGACGAUUUGAUGUCCCAACACCCAAGUCGUCUAACUCAGAGGACGAUCUCCCUGAAGAAUACCCAGUGGUCAAAAACAUGCUUCAUAGACUGACAGCCGACCUGACCCUGGACCCUGGCACCGCACACCGCCGCCUGCUUAUCUCCGCCGACCACCGCAGCGUCAGACUGGCCCCACCAGGGACACCCGUGCCCCCUGACGGCCCCAAGCGCUUUGAUCAGCUCCCGGCGGUACUGGGCGCACAAGGCUUCGGGGCUGGCCGCCACUGCUGGGAGGUGGAGACCGCUGAUGCCGCCUCCUGCAGAGACUCUUCUGGGGAAGAGGAGAACGACGGGGAGAGCCGCUAUGCCGUGGGUGCAGCCGGGGAGUCGGUGCAGCGCAAGGGCCGCGUAAGGCUGUGCCCCGCGGGGGCUGUGUGGGCCCUGGAGGGCCGCGGAGGCCGCCUGUGGGCCCUCACAGCACCCGAGCCUACCCUGCUGGGCGGCGCCGGGCCCACGCCGCGGCGCAUUCGAGUGGACUUGGACUGGGAGCGGGGCCGCGUGGCCUUCUACGACGGCCGCUCGCUGGACCUGCUCUACGCCUUCCAGGCGCCCGGCCCCCUGGGAGAGCGCAUCUUCCCGCUGCUGUGCACCCGCGACCCCAGCACCCCGCUCCGCAUCGUGCCGGCGGAAGGUUGAGUCUUGUCCCAGCACCAGUACUAGGUUGGCAGGCCGCCAAGAAGCUGCUUCCCCUUGGGCACGGAUAUCCCCAUUCAUUGCAAGGAUCAUGUCCACGCGCCCACUGCAGGAGUAUUGAUAAGACCCACCCCAACAUUCUCUCUCUUCCCACCAGAUAACAAGACCUCAACUGGCCCCAGCUUUCCACAUCCAUGCCCACUCCCUCUCAGGAAUCUUUCUCCCCCACCACUACCAAACCGAUUUUCCCCCUUCUGUAUUAUUCCAGGCUUGAAUUGGGAAUAAGCCU